CGGGAAGUGUUCUGGAGUGUCAGGCUGUGUGGGGCACCAUGGGCAGUGUGGGUCCUGUACGAUGUUCAGUCUGUGCAGGGCUGAAAUUGGUUAUAUUAAUACGCCCACGUCUUGCUUCCUAUGCAAUGAAGCACUCAGCCGUUGUCACAUGUGCCUGCUGUUAACCUUCAAACCUCCCAGAAAACCAAAGAAAAGAGUGGAGAUCAAAACAGCUGUCAAAAUAGCCAUGAAAUGUGUGUGAGGAACAGUCUGGCCGGGGUGGUAGAGAGGAUGUCUUGGUUUCCGAGGUUAAGAAUUGCCCAUUUACUUCUGGGCGCUACAGUGGGUCUGGGGACUGCCUGCAUCUCCUCAGGGAAUGUUAUGGCCAGCAGCACUGGUGGUGGUGGUGGGCAGACCAGCAAAAUGAUGUACGACUUCCGCACCCUGGCCUCCGUCAGUGAUUGGGUGGAGUCCUCAGACACUGUGAGGGAGCCCGGCAUGUCCAAGGGGGCGUUUGUGCUGCAGAAAACAAAGCUCUUCCAGAGGGCAGUGAUGUUCUCCAUGCUCAACCCUCAACCCAAUGGUGCCGGCUUUGUGGGCUUCUACACUGACGACCACUGGGACCUGGGCGCCUACUCUGGGCUGGAGCUGAGGGUGCGCAGCCAAGGGGACAACAGGGUAUACAAGCUGAACCUCCGGCACAACAGACAGGGGACGAAUGAAGUUGCAUAUGAAACCUUCUAUGAGGUACCUAAAAAUGAAUGGACAAAUGUUGUCCUUCCAUUUAGUGCCUUCAAGCCCUACUGGCGUGGCCAAGAGGUGCCCAGCGCCGGGCCGCUCAACACGGCCAACAUCACGUCUGUCACGCUGCAAAUUGUUGGGGGAGUUUACAGCGACUUCAAGCAACACGGGACGUCAUCUUUGGAGAUCGACUAUAUCCAGGCUGUGGUGUAAUUUUUUUUUCACCAACACAUUCCUCGAUCUUUGGAAUAAGUUUUUUUAUCUUAUACAAGUACCAUUGGUUGCUAAAUAUGAAAAAAAAAAAAAAUGGUACCAGAAAACAAAUGUACAGAGUAAGCCAACAACAUGAGUUAGAGAAAUUAAAGGUUACAAAGUUGUGAAACCAGGCACGAGUCUGGUUCCUUCCCUCAGUAUAGUUUGUAGGAAAGUAAUUCCUGCCAAACAGUGCUAAAACCAUGCUAAUGUAACAAAGAACUUACCUCAAAGAAUUAGUGGCGAGAUGAUGGAAAUAUUUGACUGUUGUAAGUUACACAGAAGUACUAUAUUGACUGUUGUAAGUUACACAGAAGUACUAUACCCAGUAUGUAUCAGAAAACAAUUUGCCGGAAGGCAAGGCAAGUCUAGGACUUUAAACUUUGGCUGCUUGAUACUAAAAACAAUUAGCACACAAGUCUGACGAGAAAGUUUUCACAGGAGAAGAGUUUCUGGAGAGCCGUGUAUAUAUAUAUAUAUCUCUCUCUCUCUCUCUCUCUCUCUCAAAUAGGUAAAUGCACACACACACACACACACACACAUUUGAAAAGGUUUUGGUAGAAGUUUUGGGUAUUAUCACAAAAUCAAAAGAAGUACAAUUUUACCUUUAUUUAAUUCCAUGUUACAACUAGGAUUAGAUAGGCAUUAACAUUAAUAUAAAUCUUAAUUGGUUUAUAAAAAGAAAACAAAACACUGGACUUCUCUCUGAAUAAUUAUAAUAAUGCCACAAAGUCAAACAUUGAGCCAACAUUCAUCUUCAAUUAUUUUUUGGGGAAGGGGGUCAUUUUCAUCUCCCCCUCUCCCCCAGAGAUUAAAUACAACUGUGCUUACUAUGUCUUUUUUUCUUUUCCUUUUCCUGUUAGUGACUUUUUUGUAAUGUCAUCUAGAUAUCUAAAUGUAUAUACCCACUACAUACAUAUUUUUUUGUGUGUGUAGAUUAAUAAAAAUACACCAAUUACA
Eriocheir sinensis (Chinese mitten crab) is the source of this 1932-nucleotide messenger RNA. RefSeq lists its product as uncharacterized. Gene Ontology annotation, biological process: NADH dehydrogenase complex assembly. Bases 232 to 933 code for a protein of 233 amino acids. Lineage: Eukaryota; Metazoa; Arthropoda; Malacostraca; Decapoda; Varunidae. The transcript is spliced from 5 exons. The record is from RefSeq and is a predicted model, not a curated record.